GUACACGGGCUGACAGUCUUUAUUAACAGUGCUUGUUGUCCCAUUUGCGGCACCCAGAGCCUUCUCCUCCCCGCCCCGGCACCUCUGUCCGGUCCUCUGUUCCCUCGUUGCUCCUACGCACCCGUUUCCACAGCACCCUGACUCCCCUCUGGUCCCUCACGGGAGGCUACAAACUCCCCCAUCCGUGAUACAUAUAACAUGCAUGUGCUGGGACCGCUGUGUGUGUUGAGAUGGGUGCAUGUUCUAUGACUGGUACUGUACACAGUACAUGCAUACGUGUAACGAGGAGGCCGGUGCAUGUGCUGAGCUGAGACUAUUGCUAGAUGACUCUUCAAAAGUUCAUACUGGGCGGUGUGCAUCAGAGGGAGAAGAAAUGGGUGACUGUUGGUGACACAUCCCUGCGGAUAUUUAAGUGGGUUCCUGUUCUCGAUGGAAGAGAUAAGGAGAAAGUGAAAGGAAACUCACUUCUGGACCAAACCUCACCCACUGCCAACUCCUCUCUCCUGCUGGAAUUUCAGGAUGAGACCAGUAACCAAAGCUCCCUGUCUGACGUCUACCAACCAAAGGUGGAAAGCAGCACCUCCAGCCCCAGCCCCCAACAUAGCGAGUCCCCCAGUCCAGUGCACACAUCUGACUCUCAGCCGCCAACGCUGGGACAGGAGAGCAUGGAUGAGCCUUCUGUGCCUGUUGCUGAGGUCGCUGAUGAACCGCCCACUCUGACAAAGGAGGAGCCUGCUCUUACUGCAGAUCAGGCUGAAGAUCUGGAUGAGUCCGGAGCACCACCAUUGAAGAGAGUGUGCCAAGAGGUGCCUUCGCUUCCCCCCACUGCUUUAAAGAGUUAGUGCCCGACUUGGAUUUGCACUUAAUCCUCUUGCUGUGACAGUCUGUGAAAGCCUUAGUUGACAAUGUUUGCACUUGAGGCUGGAAUAUGUGCAAUUACUGACCAUGUACCUUUCAAAGGGAAAAAAAUAUUACCUGCCUCAUAGAGGCUCUGUCCAAACUGCUAAGUCAUUGAAUAAUGUUUUGCUUUAUUAUCAACAUUAUUCAAAGGUACCACACAGUACUAAUGCUUUCGUCAUUUCCAGAAAAGGCCUAUAGACUAUUGUGCCAUAUAUUCUUUUUCUUGUUAGUUUGUCAUUUUAAUAUGUGCAAUUUGAUGGCUUGCCUCUUCUUCUAGGAUGAUUGUGAAGCAUGGUCUCCUAGGGUUCAUAGUUCGUUCUACAUCUUCUAGUUUUGAUUAUAUCAGAAACCGAUAAAUCAGGAUUUAUAACAUUGUUCUUGCAGCCAUUUAUGACAGACCGCUCCACCAACUGGCCAGAGUCAGGCAUCUCCACAACCUGGCCAGAGUCGCCCAUGUCCAUCCUGCCUCCUAUGCCAGGCCUCUCGACCACCUGGCUGGUGAAGUUAAUGACCUUACCGCCACCUAUGACCGGCCUCUCCACCACCUGGCCAGGGAAGUUCAUGACCUUACUGCUACCUAUGACAGGCCUUUCCACCACCUGGCUGGGGUAGGGCAUGACCAUACCGCCACCUAUGACAGGCCUCUCCACCACCUAGCCAGGGAAGGGCAUGGCCUUUCCACCACCUAUGACAGGCCUCUUCACCGCCUAACCAGGGAAAUUCAUGUCCAUCCUGCCACCUAUGACAGGCCUCUCCGCCACCUGGCUAAGGAAGGGCAUGACCUUCCUGCCACCUAUGACAGGUCCCUCCACCACCCGGUCAGGGAAGUUUCUGAAGUAUAACUGAAAUUUUGUGUUGUCAGAUACCAAUGUUGUUUUUAGUACCAACCCCUAUAAAUAAUAAGGUGUUCAUGUAUUAUCCACCCCCAUCAUUAUACAUGGUGGAGUCACAUUAUUAUGACCACCAGCUAAUAGUCAGAGUAACCACUGUGUGCAGCAGCCAGAUGGGCUGGGAGUUAUUCUAGAAGAUGCUGGUAGGUUGGCACAGUUUCCAUGUCGGUUAUUCGCAAUAGGGCAAAUUUGCAUCUUCAAAGCAGCACUCGAACAGUUCACAAACUGCGCUGUUUCAGAAAUACCGCCACCCUUGGUCCGAAAGCCGAUAAUCUUCCCUUUUUGCAACUCUAAUAAAUCCCCUUUUACCCAUGACAGCAAUGAGUGAUGUGUGCAGACGCCCUAUUGCACACUUUAUAUUCCUGUCAAGCCAGCGCACAACACGUGACAUACUUCAUGGGCUACGUGCUGCUGACGUCAAAUGUAGGCGGUGGUCAUAAUAAUGUUUCUCGACCGUGUAUUAUUAAGAAAAUGCUCCAUUCCAGACAUGAAACAAAGAGAUCUUAUAUAUUGUGUUUUACUACAGUAUUUCCCGUUCUCCUAUAGUGUUGAGAACAUUUGGCGCUGGAUGUAUUUCAGCACAACAAAAUAUAUUUUUAAUAAAUGAAGUUAUUUGAAA
This is a messenger RNA of Pseudophryne corroboree (corroboree frog), 2409 nucleotides long. RefSeq names its product BAF chromatin remodeling complex subunit BCL7B (gene BCL7B). The record is from RefSeq and is a predicted model, not a curated record. NCBI's taxonomy places the organism in Eukaryota, Metazoa, Chordata, Amphibia, Anura, Myobatrachidae. The transcript is spliced from 6 exons. The coding region runs from base 324 to 842 and encodes 172 amino acids.